UCACUUCCCAACAAUAUUUGCAAAAAGCAAAUCGAAUACAGAAAAGGAGGAAUCAAAAUCUCAAAAUUGUUUUGUUUUUCCCCCUUCUUUUUAUCUUCAUCUCUACAAUUCAACUCUCUCUCUUCUCUUCUCUUGUCUUCUGUUCCCUUCCCAAAACUAGAGAUGUCACCUUCAUCAGACCAAAGCAACACCUACAGCAGCAGCACUAACUCCUACCUUCAUACCCUCUUACAAUCAGCCAGACCAUUUCUCCGAGGAGAACUCGAGAAGGUUGAUCCUAAACUCCCUUCCCUCGUGGCGGUGCUCAGAUCAGUUGGUGCAGGGGAGUGCUGGCAUAAGCACGGCAGCUUCCUUGAUCACCUCGUCGAUAUCUACCGUAUACUCAAACUCUGGGGUGCUCCUGAUGCUGUCUGUCUUUGUGGCCUCUUUCACUCUGCUUACUCUAACUCUUAUGUCAAUCUUGCCAUCUUUGAUCCUUCAACUGGACGUGAUACUGUUCGUGCUUAUGUUGGUGAUGCAGCCGAGAGCCUUAUCCAUCUCUUCUGCAUUGUCCCAAGGCAACCUUUAAUCCAUGAUCAACUCAUUUUUCGUUACUCGGAGUCUGAGCUUAUUCAACAGUUGAAAAUGUCGGAGAAUUCGCUUCAAAACAUCAAAGACAAAGGAUUAUCGAGCAGAGAUGAAGAAUGGAGACAAAAGAUUAACUCUUUGGUUCCUGAAGAUGGGUUAGUAGUGAAGCACAUUAAGACAGGAGAAGAUGUUCGGGUUUCGAGGAGGAUUGUUGCCAUUUUUGUUUUGAUGACUAUAGCUGAUUUCAGUGAUCAGCUCUUUAACUUCCAAGAUGUAUUGUUUGAUAACUCCAACGGUCGACUUGAGUUUUCUGGAAGUAAUAUUCAUUAUUUGUGGCCUGGAGAUGGGAAGCCAGGACUUUGGAUGAACUCGCUGUCGAAGAUGGCGGCAGUUUAUAUGCUCCUUGUUAGAGAGGAAGAGAUCAUAAUAGAAGAGAGGAAAAGGGCAGGAGGAGAAACAAAGGUAGAAGGGAGAGAUGAAGAUAUACAGCUGGUGGUACCGCCAACUUUUAGCAAUUGCACUAGAGUUUUGGACGCGGAAGAGCAAAGAAAAGCAAGGGACUUGUACUGGGAAGCUGUAUGUGACUAUGAAAAGGCAGGGUCAGAGAAAGCAGAGGAGUUGCUUUUAGAGAGUAUUGAGAAGAACCCAUUUGUUGGGGAGCCUCAUGUGGUUCUAGCUCAAUUGUAUUUAAGCAAGGGAAGGUUUGAGGAAGCCGAAAGAGAGGCAGAACGAGGGCUAACUUUGUUGCUGGAAUGGGGAAGUCCAUGGGAUAAGAGGAUGUCCUGGGAAGGUUGGGUUGCUUGGACAAGAGUUCUGCUGAUGAAAGCAAAGGAAAGGUCUUGGCCUCAGACUUCUUUUGGUAUCCUUAACUUGGGUCUCGUCAUAUGAAUUCCGAUCACUGGCAUAUUUAGAACAACUAAGUUGGGUCAGUUUGAUGUUUGCUAGUACUUGAAUAAAAGGAGAUUAAACUAAUACAAUCUUUAGAUUGUGGAUCAAAGCUUCUCAUCUUGCUAGCGUGUGGAUGCUCCAAGGUGUGUCAAAUUAUCUUAUUAUAGAGGUAUUUAUCUAGCAAUGAACAGGUGUUAAAUGCUUUAAGAUUUGUAACUAUCACUUCUGCUUUAGAAAAUAGUAAUAUAUCUAAAUGUUCUAGUUUGAAUGUGCAAACAUUCUUUUUAUUGCGUAAAAGUUACGAGUCUAUGGCCAACUAUGUAGCAUGGAAAUGGUUUAAAUUGUGAAAACAAUAUAACCAUUACCAUAGGCAGGAUCAUUCUGAGAAGUAUAGGCAAGCCUGGUGAUGAAGCUGCAAUGGGUGGACUUGUGACAGCCUCAUAGGAGACAUUCCAAACAGCUUGCUUGGAAUUGCAAACAAGUCUCAGACACGCAAGCUUUAGGGCAAACAGAGUGUGUAGAUAAAUACCAUAAGGUAGACUUUGAUAUGUUCCUUCAGCACAUACAUUUUGAGUUUUUCUCCCA
Molecule: messenger RNA, 2040 nt
Organism: Beta vulgaris subsp. vulgaris (sugar beet)
Lineage: Eukaryota; Viridiplantae; Streptophyta; Magnoliopsida; Caryophyllales; Amaranthaceae
Exons: 1
Coding region: 163-1455 (430 amino acids)
Molecular function (GO): protein binding
Source: RefSeq, a predicted model, not a curated record